Messenger RNA from Paramecium sonneborni, 506 nucleotides. The record is from the annotation of a GenBank genome assembly. Lineage: Eukaryota; Ciliophora; Oligohymenophorea; Peniculida; Parameciidae.
AUGAAAAAAGAUUAAGAUGUAAAUGUAAUAGAUCAAACUGAGACCAUUUUUUAUCUAAAUCCUUAAAGCAAAUCAUAAAUAAUUAAACAUUAAUCUAAUGGAAUUAUAACUGAGUUAAAUUACUAUUAAGGCAUGCAGACAAUUUUAAAAAAGAAAAUUAUUCUCUAAAGCAAAUUAAUGAAUAUAAAUGUGUAAUUAGAUAUAAUGACAGAAAUUUCCAAUUUAAUAAAUAAUAACGAAACAAACUUAAAAAUGUGCUUCAUCGAUUCGCAAGAAUAAUAAUCAGAUUAAUAGAUGCUUUUUUAAUUAAUUUAUGCUAUAACAAUUUGUUAUGGGCAUUAAAUAAGAGAAAAAGAAAUUGAUGAAGCGAUAGUAGAAAUAAGCAAUCAAAUAAAUUUAAUAUGUUAAGAUACUUAUGUUAAAGGGGAUUUCAAUUUAAAACAAAAGAUAGUUUAACUGUUUGAGAGGUAUUCGGAACUGCUCGCUUGAAUUUGAUUAAAUAAAUA